UGUCCGACGGUUGGGACUUGGCCGGUGAGGAGGAGCCAGAACAUGGCCUCGGGGAGCAUCUCGGUGCCGGAAGUUCCCUUGGGGAGCUCAGCUUGGCACUCCUUGAUUGUGCGGCCGUGGAAGCGGAUGCCCUCGUUUGCGUCGAGGACGGAGCCUUCCCAGACCAUGGCUUUGAGACCGCGCAUGCCGCCGAGGGUGUUCUCGAUCUUGACCUCGCCGAUGACCUUGUCGCUGUGGGCCUUGACUUUCUUGAGGAGCUCGCGCUUGGCGGGGAUGACGGCCUUCAUGGUGUCCUUCAGGCUGGGCUCCGAGGAGCUGGCGUAGCUGCGGGUGGCAUUGAUGACGAUUGGGCGGAGGGUGGAGGGCUGGGGAGUGUUAGGAAUUGAUCAGGUAGGUGGAAUUGAGGUAAUUGAGGUCAUUGAGGGUGUAGACUUACGCGUAGAGCCCUGAAGGCCCUCGUCGUGGUUCUUGCGUUCAUGGCCAUUGUGAUGUAUGGUUAUGUAUGCGGUGAAAGCGGGGAGAGAGCGGGGAGUUGUGCGAUAAGAGCUUCGUCUACGACGGUAUCCGUGAAGGCGACCGGGGUAUAUGAAGCUUCAAGAGAGGAUGAAAUUGAUGAAUAAAGAAUAUUUAUAGGGAGAUGAAAGGUAGAGAAAGAGGCUGAGGCUGAGAAGAAAAUAUACUUCACAAUCCCUCGGCGGUACGGUACAAACAGCUAAAAAUCGGGGUAUGGUGGCAUUUGUUGGGUGUGUUGAAUUGGCGGUGAUGGUUGGUUUAUUGUUAUGCCGAAACAUGCCGAGGGAUGGCUGUCAAUGGAUAGAACGAUAAGACGGAUAAGCAUGGAUAAGACAUCGUCUAACCGGCAAUUCUCCCUUACGGCCGCAUUAUGGCCGCAGUUAGCCAUGGAUAACAUAAUUUUGCUUACUUGACUUAGACUGCAUGUGGCAACUGCUAACUCUGACUGACUAACUCAGCGAUCUACAGGCCGAACUUCGCUGUGAGGGUCUGGAGAACAUCUUUAUCCUCAUCCUUAUGACCGAGUUGUUGUAUAUUACUUGUUAUAUACGCAGAUAGAGAGCUUACGGAAGCAUACGAUAGUAUACGAAGCAUACUUGACGAGUGGGAUUAUACCGAAUAUAUACUCUACGACGACUACACCACACCUGCGACCUCAUCACCACCUCCGCACAGCUGUGCGAACACAACCGCCACCACCUCCAAACCCCCACUACUACCCUCACCAUGCUCCGCAGGAUAGCUUCCACGCUCCCUCGCAAAGCCCCAGCGACACUCACCAGCGCCCUCUCCCAACAACCCCGCACCCGCCUUCUCUCCUCCGCCGUCCCCAGGAUGGCAGCCCUCAAGCCCGCCAACCCACCCAUAUCCGCACAGCUGCCUUCCGACGGCUUCCAGCUGCUGCCCGAGAGCGAGAAGGCCGGCGCGGCAGAAGAUGCGCUGUACGACCAGCAGAUCAAGGAUGUCGAGGCGUGGUGGGCGACCCCGCGAUACGACGGCAUCAAGAGGCCUUACACGGCUGCGGACAUCGUCUCGAAGCGCGGCAGUCAGCUGCAGUCAUACCCCAGCUCUGUGAUGGCGAGGAAGCUGUUCAACCUCAUCAAGGAGCGCGAGGCGGCAGGAGAGCCAAUUCACACAAUGGGAGCAAUUGACCCCGUCCAAAUGACCCAACAAGCACCAAACCAAGAAGUCCUCUACGUCUCCGGCUGGGCCUGCUCCGCCGUCCUCACCACCACCAACGAAGUCUCCCCAGACUUCGGCGACUAUCCCUACAACACCGUCCCGAACCAAGUCCAGCGCCUCGCGAAGGCACAAUCCAUGCACGACAGGAAACACUGGGACGCCCGGCGCAAGCUGACCCCCGAGCAACGCGCCAAGACCCCCUACACCGAUUUCCUGCGCCCCAUCAUCGCAGACGGUGACACCGGCCACGGCGGCCUCUCCUCAGUCCUCAAGAUCGCCAAGCUCUUCGCCGAGAACGGCGCCGCAGGCGUCCACUUCGAGGACCAGAUGCACGGCGGCAAGAAGUGCGGUCACUUGGCCGGCAAAGUCCUCGUCCCCGUCGGCGAGCACAUCAACCGCCUCGUCGCCGCGCGCUUCCAGUGGGACGUCAUGGGCUCCGAGAACCUCGUCAUCGCGCGCACCGACUCCGAGAGCGGCAAGCUCAUCAGCAGCGCCAUUGACGUCCGCGACCACGAAUUCAUCCUCGGUGUCGCCGACCCCUCCAUCAAGCCCCUCGCCGAAACCCUCCAAGCCAUGGAGCAAUCCGGCGCCAAGGGCUCCGAAAUCGACGACUUCGAAGCCAACUGGGUCAAGAACACCAAGCUCGUUUCCUUCGACGAAGCCGCCGUCCAAGCCUUCCAGGCCCGCGGCGUGCCCCAAUCAGACAUCGACGCCUACCUCGCCCACACGGCCGCGAACCGCGACCUCUCCGUCACCAAGCGCAACGAGUACGCGCAGCGCUUCACCGACUCGCCCAUCUUCUUCUCGUGGGACGUGCCGCGAACACGCGAGGGGUACUACCACUACCGCGCCGGGAUGACGGCAGCGACCAAGCGCGCGAUCGAGUACGCGCCGUACGCGGAUCUGCUCUGGGUUGAGACGGGGGAUCCGGUCGUCAAGGACGCAGCGCGGUUCGCGGGGGAGAUCCGCGAGCGUCACCCGGGCAAGGGCCUCGUGUAUAACUUGUCGCCGUCGUUUAACUGGAGCGGGCACGGGUUCACGGAUGAGACGCUCAAGUCGUUUAUCUGGGACAUUGCGAAGCAUGGGUUUGUGCUGCAGCUGAUUUCGCUGGCGGGGAUCCACUCCACGGCUACCAUUACGACGGAGCUGUCGAGGAAGUUCAAGGAUGAGGGCAUGUUGGCUUAUGUCAAUUUGAUUCAGCGCCCGGAGAAGGAGUUGGGUGUUGAUGUGCUGACGCACCAGAAGUGGAGCGGGGCGAGCUACAUUGAUGGUAUCCUCGGCGCCAUCCAGAGUGGUAGCAGCAGCAGUAAGAGCAUGGGAGAGGGAAAUACCGAGGGGCAGUUUUAAGAGUAAAGGUUUUAGAGUAAAGAGUCCGGAGGGGCUUACCGGUGGGGAAGGGGGAGGGGGAGGGAUCAGGGAUAAUUGUACAUAGAGCG
Messenger RNA from Pseudogymnoascus verrucosus, 3131 nucleotides. RefSeq lists its product as uncharacterized. Bases 1240 to 3042 code for a protein of 600 amino acids. Gene Ontology annotation, molecular function: methylisocitrate lyase activity; isocitrate lyase activity. Lineage: Eukaryota; Fungi; Ascomycota; Leotiomycetes; Thelebolales; Thelebolaceae. Gene Ontology annotation, cellular component: mitochondrial matrix. The record is from RefSeq and is a predicted model, not a curated record. The transcript has 2 exons.